Molecule: messenger RNA, 2012 nt
Organism: Neopelma chrysocephalum (saffron-crested tyrant-manakin)
Lineage: Eukaryota; Metazoa; Chordata; Aves; Passeriformes; Pipridae
Gene: ANKMY2
Product: ankyrin repeat and MYND domain containing 2
Exons: 10
Coding region: 121-1497 (458 amino acids)
Molecular function (GO): protein binding
Source: RefSeq, a predicted model, not a curated record
CGGCUGGGCGGGGCUGCGGGCGGAAGGCGCCGCGAGGCGCGGGGAGGGGGCGGUGCUGCGGGCGGGGGCGCGGGAGGCGUUGCCGGCACCGUCCUGGCCCGUCCCGCCUUGCCGUGCGCGAUGGCUCCCCCCAGGAAGGGCGACCUGAGCCCGGAGGAGAAGGACUUGCUGGCAGUGAUCGCCACAGGAAACACCGAUGAGGCUGGAAGACUACUGGGCAGCAAGAAUGUCCGUGUCAAUUGCUUGGAUGAGCAUGGCAUGACCCCUCUGAUGCACGCAGCCUACAAGGGGAAGGUGGACAUGUGCAGGUUGCUCUUGCGACACGGAGCUGAUGUGAACUGCAAUGAACAUGAGCAUGGAUACACUGCCCUGAUGUUCGCUGGACUUUCAGGAAAUAAAGAAAUCACCUGGAUGAUGUUAGAGGCUGGAGCAGAAACUGAUGUUGUCAACUCUGUGGGAAGGACAGCAGCUCAGAUGGCUGCUUUUGUGGGUCAACAUGACUGUGUGACCGUCAUCAACAACUUCUUUCCACGUGAAAGGCUGGACUACUAUACUAAACCACAAGGCUUAGAUAAAGAACCAAAACUGCCAGUAAAAUUAGCUGGCCCUCUGCAUAAAAUUAUUACUACUACCAACAUGCAUCCUGUUAAGAUUGUGUUGCUGGUAAAAGAGAACCCUCUGUUGGCCGAAGUAGAAGCACUGCAGAAAUGUUACAGGGUUCUGGAUCUCAUUUGUGAGAAAUGUAUGAAGCAGAAAGAUAUGAAUGAAGUACUUGCUAUGAAAAUGCACUACAUCAGUUGCAUCUUCCAGAAAUGUAUUACAUUUUUAAAAGAGCGAGAGGAUAAACUAGAUGGAUUUAUUAAAAGUCUCUUAAAAGGGAGAGAUAAAGAUGGUUUCCCUGUGUAUCAAGAGAAGCUAAUUCGAGAAAGUAUCCGAAAGUUUCCUUACUGUGAAGCUACAUUGCUCCAGCAGCUUGUGAGAAGUAUUGCUCCUGUUGAAAUAGGUUCUGACCCUACAGCUUUUUCUGUACUUACACAAGCGAUAACUGGCCAAGUGGGUUUUGUGGAUGCUGAAUUCUGUACAACUUGUGGGGGAAAGGGAGCAGACAAAAGAUGUUCAGUAUGUAAAAUGGUGAUGUACUGUGACCAGAACUGCCAGAAAAUACACUGGUUUACGCACAAAAAGGUCUGCAAGACCCUGAAGGAAAUUCAUGAGAAACAAGAACUAGAAGCUGCCAAAGAGAAAAGGAAACAGGAAAAGAAGCAAAAGAAAGAUGAAAUGCAACUAGUAGAGAGUAGUUCUACAAGUGAACAACAGUCAGAUCCUGGUCCAGAUCCUACAAAAGAAGUUGAUCCAAAUAAUCCUACUGACCGAACAGAAGAAUCUGAAAUUACCAAAGAGAUGGAGGCACUCGCCCUGCACCCUGAAAGUCCACUGGAAAGUGAGACUGGCUUAGCUGACAUUAAUCUUCAGAAAAUUCAAGAUUCUGAGGAGUAAGAAGAGGGUAGGAAGGGACCGAGGAUUCUCAAGGGUACUAAACAUUUUUUAUGCUGACCAUGUCUGAGUUCUUAGAUCAUGGCUUAUGCAAGACUUCCUUUGAAAGAGAGAAUGUCUCUGUUCAUCAUGAGAUGAAAUACUGGCUACUUUGUCUAUAAAUACUCCAGAUUCUGUUGUAAAUUGUCAAAAUAGGUAUUUAUUAUCUGCUAAAAACUAGAGUGGCAUAGAUCCAUCUGUAUGUAUACCAGCAGUAAGCCUAGUGAAAUUCUAUGAGUAUCUCCUGUUAAUGAACCACUUAGUGAAAAAUGAAAAUCAUUUGAUUUGGAUUAUUCAUGUUUUCAGAACCUAAAAUUUAUUUUAAUUGUAAUUUAAAUAUUUUUUUCCUGCAAGUACAUAGAUCUGUAGUUAAAAGCACUGGGAAGCCAACUGUUAAAUUGCCUUUUUUCUCCACUUUAUGAAGCUUAAUCUGAAGGCAUUCAGUAGCAGUUAAGCUUCUGAAGAUACUCGUCUGAACU